Molecule: messenger RNA, 1073 nt
Organism: Penaeus vannamei (Pacific white shrimp)
Lineage: Eukaryota; Metazoa; Arthropoda; Malacostraca; Decapoda; Penaeidae
Product: dehydrogenase/reductase SDR family member 11
Molecular function (GO): oxidoreductase activity
Source: RefSeq, a predicted model, not a curated record
CAACUUCUUAGCUAACGAUGAAAGCCGAAAAGCUGUAAUACUAUAUGAAUAAACUUUCGGUAUCGCUGUACAGUAUAGAAGUAAAGUUGCUAAGUAGUGUAUUAUACCACCCGGUAAGUCGGUAACUCCGACAGUCGGUGUGAAUUCGAAGGUUUGCUUCUAAAUAUCUCACAAUGGAGCGUUGGAUUGGGCGUGUUGCUCUGGUCACUGGAGCAAGUUCGGGCAUUGGAGCUACCAUCUGCCGACAGCUGGUUGGUGCAGGCAUGAAAGUAAUAGGAGCAGCACGUAAUGCUGACAGGAUUCAGGCUCUUUCAAAUGAACUGUCAGGAAUGCCAGGAAGCCUGACAGCCAUGAAGUGUGACUUGACCAAAGAUUUGGAAGUUCUAAAUCUCUUCACGGGCAUUAAGCAGCAGUUUGGUGGUGUUGACGUCUGUAUCAAUAAUGCUGGGAUGUCUCACAAUCACAGUCUUCUUGAUGGUACACCCGAAGAGUGGAGGGAAAUGUUGGAUUUGAAUGUAGUGGCUCUUUGUCUUUGCACUAAAGAAGCUGUAGCAUCCAUGAAGGAACGUAAGGUGGAUGAUGGCCAUAUCAUUCAUAUUAGCAGUAUCCUGGGACAUGUGGUCACUGGAAGUGCACCCAUACACUUCUAUACUGCCACAAAAUAUGCAGUUACAGCCCUUUUAGAAGGCUUGCGGCAGGAACUCCGAGCUGAAAAGUCACACAUACGUGUUUCGGCUGUUAGUCCUGGCCUAACUGAGACUGAAUUUUCUCCUCGGAUGAGAAAUAUAGAUGGAAAACAAGCAUAUGGUGCCUUCAAGUGUUUGCAAGCAGAAGAUGUUGCUUCUUCUGUAUUGCAUGUCCUGUCAGCUCCUCCACAUGUACAGAUUCAUGAUGUUUUGAUGUGGCCGACACAACAACCAGCAUAAAAUUAUAUUAGCAUUAUCAACAAGUGUAAAAUUUCAAAUUAUGGUGUAAAAUUAUUGAUUGUUAAAGUUACCAUUAUUGAUUGUUAAAGAGUUAUCAUUACCAAUAGUGUAAAUUUUUCAUAAUAAAUUGAGUUAUAAAAAUGAAAA